Molecule: messenger RNA, 1299 nt
Organism: Amphimedon queenslandica
Lineage: Eukaryota; Metazoa; Porifera; Demospongiae; Haplosclerida; Niphatidae
Product: cyclin-dependent kinase 9-like
Exons: 4
Coding region: 44-1144 (366 amino acids)
Biological process (GO): protein phosphorylation
Cellular component (GO): nucleus
Molecular function (GO): cyclin-dependent protein serine/threonine kinase activity; ATP binding; RNA polymerase II CTD heptapeptide repeat kinase activity
Source: RefSeq, a predicted model, not a curated record
CGGAUACUUCAAUAGGUGUGGUUUAGGGUGGAGCUUAAUAAAAAUGGCGGGUCCUGUGAGAACUGUAAACCUGCCUUACUGCCCUGAAGUCGGGAAAUAUGAGAAACUGACUAAAGUAGGACAAGGGACUUUUGGUGAGGUUUUUAAGGCCAAAGACAGAAAAACGGGUCGACUUGUUGCGCUAAAGAAAGUUUGUAUGGAGAACGAGAAAGAAGGAUUCCCCAUGACAGCUCUGAGAGAGAUACGGAUACUUCAGUUGCUGCAGCACAACAAUAUCGUUAACCUUGUGGAGAUAUGUAGAUCAAAAGCUACUCCUUACAACAGAGACAAAGGCAGUAUUUAUUUAGUGUUGGAUUUCUGCGAACACGACUUAGCUGGCCUCUUAGAAUGCAAAGAGAUCAAGUUCUCCCUCUCUGAGAUCAAGAACAUCAUGCAGCAACUCUUCAACGCUUUAGCUUAUAUCCACGGGAACAACAUACUUCACAGAGACAUGAAGUCCUGUAAUAUUCUCGUCACAAGGAAAGGCGAACUCAAAUUAGCUGAUUUCGGUCUAGCAAGAGCUUUAAACAAAGGAGCCAACCAGAGAUAUACAAACCGGGUCGUGACACUAUGGUACAGACCCCCUGAACUAUUUCUGGGCGAGAGGAACUAUGGCCCCCCCAUUGACAUGUGGGGGGCCGGUUGCAUAAUGGCCGAGAUGUGGACAAGAAGACCGAUCAUGCAAGGAGAUACAGAGCAGAAGCAAAUCACUCUCAUUUGCCAGUUGUGUGGAUCAAUUUCGCCCACUGAAUGGGCCGGGGUAGAGAAAUUGGAAUAUUAUCAGAAGCUGGAGCUACCGCAGAAAGAGAAUCGUAAAUUGAAGGAGAGGCUCAGACAUUUUGUGGAGGAUCCUUAUGCCCUGGAUUUAAUUGAUAAACUAUUGAUGCUUGACCCAAGGAAGAGGAUUGAUGCUGACUCUACGCUUGAACACGACUUCUUUUGGAAGGACCCACUCCCCACUGAUUUGAGUAAAACCCUCUCAACGUUGCGGAGUUCUAUGUUUGUGAUGCACACGGGGAGCCAUAAGCCCCUCCCAGGGCCCCGCCCAACACAAUCCCAACCUCCAAACGUCGUAUCUGGUAAUGUCCAUGAUCGUGUUUUCUGAUCAUUACUGCCAGCUCCUUUGAAAUUUGAUAUGACAUUUUGACAUACACAUCACACCCUCUCUCUCUCUCUCUCCCUCCCUCUCCCUCUCUCUUGUCAUUUGUCCAAUACCAUUAUUUCAAAUAUCAUGUAAUUCAUUUCUUUUAAAAAGAAAAA